Drosophila melanogaster (fruit fly) is the source of this 3610-nucleotide messenger RNA. RefSeq lists its product as uncharacterized. NCBI's taxonomy places the organism in Eukaryota, Metazoa, Arthropoda, Insecta, Diptera, Drosophilidae. Gene Ontology annotation, molecular function: acyltransferase activity, transferring groups other than amino-acyl groups. The coding region runs from base 1453 to 3546 and encodes 697 amino acids. The transcript has 11 exons. The record is from RefSeq and is marked reviewed.
GAACUGUGGAUAAACGAGGAAGAAAUCGGAGGAGGAAGGCCUCUGGAGCAAGGAACAUGGAGUGACCAGCAUCAGAAAAGUGGACAAAGUGACAGGCGAUAGCCACAAAACAACACAGCCGAAAGAGGAAAGCAGGGCCAGUUGACAGGAGCUCAGCCAAUAAAAGCCAACCAAACUCAGUCUGGGCCAAAUUCGGACACACUGAUGCAAAAAGGCGGCGGAGAAAGCCACCAGCAACAGCAACCGCAGCAAAACAAAACUGAAAACGGAAAAGUUGCUCUGAAACAGACUGCAGGAGGAGUGGAAGGAGGGGAAUGAGGGGAGCAGCCAGCGGAAGCCGAGGCUGAAAAGUUCCCAAAUUUGGCAGACAGACCCCUUUCUGGCCAUCUCGUUCCCACUUUCAGCCGGAACAGUUAGCAGCAGCUGGAAUUUGAUUUUAACGCUUAUUCGAGAGCUUGGGAUCUGUUCUGGUUCUGAGUCUCUGUUUGUGGCACCAGCCACUGACAACCAUCACGAAGGCAGGAGCAACUGGCAGGCGAAUUAAACUCGGCACCAGGAAACUUCACCCCGGAAAGCCCGCACCAACUCCCCCUGAAAGCUACGCAUCAAUGGCAACACAUUGAGAUUGGCUGUCAAAGGGGAGCAUCCGGACGACGUGGAGCUGUGGAAAUGUUCGCCACUUGCGGCGAUACAUGCUCUGACAAUUUAUUGACUCCUCGCGGCACCCACUAAACAAACAAAUCCCGCUCCAUCAUGGAACUCCUUCCUCUGAAGUCGCCCCUCCCGAUCCUGCUCCUAUGCCUAACCAUUUCCACUUCGGUCAGCGGCUAUCUGAACAUUUUCAUCAGCCACCACGAGGUGAUGAAACUGAUGGUUUCCCGAGCACUGGCCAAAACCCCCUUCUGCCGCCUGGCCAAAAACUUUGCGCCAUGAAAAGUCAUUUGCCAGCCAUUGGCGAGACGUGCGACUCUCGUGGCUGCCAAAUUCUUGGGGACUUCCGCCAGGGAGAAGCACCAGGAGGAGCAGCAAGAGGAUCCCUGGCGGGGGAAUGUGUCGCGGUUUGUCAGCUUGGCGCGUCGCCCCAAUGAUGGAGUGCGGCAUUGUUGCAUUUUAAUUGAAAUUUCUUUGUGGACUUGGCGCGACAAAGCAGCAACAACAACAACCGCUAACGAGUGCACAGAAUGAUGGCAAAUAAAAGCAAACAAGCGAACAACAAACAACCAGAAACAUGGCGAAACACUGUGCCAAUGCCAAAGUGGCAAUACAUAAUAAUGAAUGAAUAAAGCGGGCAAAGCAAUAACAUCAGCGGGAAUUUCUGUGACAUAUACCCUGAGAAUCCUGUGGGUGACUAAUAUCAAGACUGAUUGUCGUUGGCGGUUCUUAUCACUGGCUAAUUCGCAUAUAAAGGGGUUCCUCGUUCGCUGACAAACCCUCAAUAACACUUUAACCAGCAUGACGAACCAAGUGAUAGUAUUUCUACUGUGCGGUUUUGUGAUCAUCAGUGCCGGGAAUCCAAAUAGUGACGAUGUGUUACCGCAGUUUCGGAAUGUCAGGCAACUUAGGUCCUUGGGCAUCGAAUUUACCGAAUACUUUCGAAAUAUUUCCACGCAAGAUUUAGGCGGCUUGGAGUCCCAGUUUUCGAGUGAAGAUGAUCUGCUGUGCCUCAACGAUAUGAAGGCGCUGAUGACAGGACUUGGAAGUGCUGAGUACUGGGCGUUGAAAAUGAUCGAUGCCUGGGGGUCCAUUCCAUCGGGACUACUCGCCGGUAAUUCGUAUGACCUGGGCAACUUUGACGAGUGUCUGAACAUCAGAAAGGAGAUCGGCCAGGAGAGAACUAUUCAAGGAAAGUACUGCUUCCUCUCGGUAUCCCCUGCCAAAAUCCUGGGGAUCGAAACAAGCAUAGGUAGCUUCAGAACUGCCACUUGCUUUCCUGCAUCCUGCUCGGCGAUCAACAUGAAUGCGUUUGUGGAUCAAUUGAUGAUGAAGUUACUCAAUGUCAGUGUUCCAAGUUCAGCCAUGAGAAUCAGUGAAGGCAGCUGUCAGACCAGUGAUAGUGAGCCCUGGGAUGCCCUCACCAUUUUUAUGAUAGUUAUUUUAUCCUUAAUGAGUUUCAUAGUGGCAUUAUCUACUCUGUGGGACUACUUUCUAGUCAAAGAUCAGGAUCAGCUUCCGGCCAUUGUGAAGAUCUGUUCAGCCCGGUCCAAUUCUCGAGCCCUAUUUCGCGUUGUAGAAAGCCAUUCGAAUCCGAAUGUAAUCGACUGCCUUCAUGGAAUUCGCUGCAUGUCCCUGAUUUGGGUGAUUACAUGCCAUCAGUACUCAGUCACUCUUAUUUCGCCACACAUCAAUUUGUUCCGUGCCGCAACGUGGGUGGAAAAACCAUUUGCCAGUUUUAUUCUGCAUGGCUUCAUAUCCGUGGACUCGUUUCUAGUGAUUGGCGGCUUGUUAGUGGCACUGAUUCCAUUGCGAUUAAUGGAUAAGACCAAAGGCAAACUUAAUGUGCCAAUGAUGUAUUUACAUCGCUUAAUACGCAUCGCUCCACUUCUGGCAAUGGCCAUAGUGGUCCACAUGAAGCUGAUGCCCUUGAUAUCAAGUGGGCCACUCUUUGUAGGUGGUUAUAUAGGUAAUUCGGCUUGCAAGGCUGGUUGGUAUUGGACUUUGCUCUUCGUGAAUAACUACACAGAUGCCAAGUGCCUAGCUCAAUCCUGGUAUCUGUCGCUGGACAUGCAGCUGUACAUCAUCUCGCCGAUCCUGUUGAUCUCCCUCUACAAAUGGGGCAAGAAAGCAGCUGCUGGUAUCUUCAUUCUCAUAAUUUUACUUUCCGCCUGUCUAUUUGCCACCAUGAUGGUGAACGGAUAUUCAAUGAUGAUCACGGCUGCCUCUCCAGAAGCCAUGCGAGAUGGGUACUAUGCAACCCAUACACAUGCUACACCCUGGCUUAUAGGAUUCCUCUUCGGAUACUUCCUGCAUCUGAACAGAGGGAAGAAGUUCCAGCUUAGCUGGGUGUCCGUGUGGUCAGGAUGGAUCCUCUGCCUGGCCAUGAUCUUUACAUCGAUCUUUGCCCUGUAUCCGCCGUCCAAGUGGUCUGAUCCUGACGCGUCCACCUUGGCGGAGUCUUUUUACUACACUUUAACCAGAGUGGGCUGGGCUUUGGCCCUUUGCUGGGUGAUCUUUGCCUGCGUUCAGGGAUACGGAGGACUGGCCAAUAGUUUCCUCGCCUCUCCGCUAUGGCAACCACUCUCCAGGCUUUCGUAUUCUGUUUUUAUAUGGCACAUGUUCUUCAUGGAGAUGAACGCACGGAGUACCAGGACUAGCACAUACUUCUCGGAUUACGGAAUGAUGCUUAACUUCUGGUCGACCCUAGGGUUCACCUUGCUGUUUUCCUAUGCAAUGCAUCUGCUCAUUGAGGCACCAAUUGGCGGACUUGACAUUUUCCUAAGGCCAAAGGGAAAGAUCUCUCCUACCGAAAAACAGACAUCUCAUAUUGAUGAUAAGGAGCCUAGGGACCCAGAAAAUCUGCUGGAACCUACAACUUCAACUGUAGAUUAGUUCAAUAAUAACUAAGGUAGUUCAUGUAAAAAAAUGUAUUAUUAAAGAAAAUAUUUUUAAUCGU